CAAAAUAACCUGUAUGCGAAGAAAAUAAUUGCUAUACUGUAUAGACACCUUUCUUUCUUUUCUUCCUUCCUUCUUUCUUUCUUUCUUUCUUUAACUAAUACGUUGCUCCAGUAAAACUGCGCAUGCGUACCCAGGUGAAGAAUUUGCUGGCAUCCGGCCACCGGUACUAUAGUAACGCGUAAGUGUACUUAUUAUGGGAUGCGGUAACUAUAGCAGCGUAUACUCAAAAUGAGGUGACAGAAAACGCUUUCCCGUGAGGAUAAUUUAUGUAACGGUACUAUUUAGCUAAGUUAAAUAAUGAUCAAAUUAAGGUCAAAAUUGACUUUCCGAGCGAUUGGGAAUACAGAUUUAGAUGUUUUAAUGUCAAAAUAUCAGGCUAAGAGAAUAUCAGUGACUGAAAUGCGACCACUUUUUUCUCCUAAACUGAGAGAAGCAGUCAGUAGAGCGUCACAGACCCCUGAGAGAGACUGCAAUAAAAACCCAUACGGCGCACAGUACCUUCGGAAAAACAUUACUAACAGCAAACUUUCCUGUUUUACAUUAUUACCCGUCGAGGACACGGCUGAAGGAGUAAAAUUUAAUGUUAUUUCGUCGAAAAAACAGCAGCCGAACAGCCUCAGAAGAGACAUUCAUGCACCCGUGCUGAGUUUGAGCUCAGAAAACACUCAGUGUCAUGGCUUUGGGCGACAUUUUCUGUUUGAUCCGAGAUGGGAAAACGGGAUUUUCUCCAACACUCAUCAGCAUUCAAAAGAUGAAGAUCUGUUCUUCAAACAUUCAAUUCUUUUACCUCCAGUUCCCAAUCCAGCAUGCAGUGUAAACAGGAAGGAGUCGCCUUUCACAGUUACAGAGUCCUGUACUUUAGUCUCAGUAGACGGGUGCAGACUUAAUGCUGUAUCGUCAGGUCCGGUAUCGAUUACAGCGGCACCCAUCAGCGCACGCAGAAUCUCCAAAAACACGAGGAUAAAGAGCAGAGUGUGUAAUCUCUCCGCUCUUAAAUUAACCACCACUGAUCAGUCGUAUGCAGAUCCAGUGUUGGGAGCUUCAGCGUCGUUCAUCCAGAGACUUCUGGAAAUGUCCACCAUGCAGGAGAAAACAGUUCGCCAAGAGAAGAUCAAAGAACUCAAGAAGAACAGGAGGCACGAACUCUAAUCGUACGAUCUGCUGUUAAUAGAAAAGACAGUAAAAGCUUUCUCGGCCAGAAAUGAAAUGUAUACAGAGUUCCCCCAAUUCUGAAUGUCAGCCAGGACGUGUAUGUCAUGUGUGUCUGAAGUUUGCUUCUUUAGUUUUGCACUGUAGCUACAAAGCUAAUGUAGCUAAUAAAUGAUGGUAGCUUAGAGCCCCAUUAAAGCAUCAUGGAAAUUAAACAUCA
Molecule: messenger RNA, 1369 nt
Organism: Pangasianodon hypophthalmus (striped catfish)
Lineage: Eukaryota; Metazoa; Chordata; Actinopteri; Siluriformes; Pangasiidae
Exons: 6
Coding region: 298-1149 (283 amino acids)
Source: RefSeq, a predicted model, not a curated record